UUUGUACAUAUAUGUAUCACAGAAAUAUGAUUUGUUGAUUUAGAAAAAUUUUGCUAUAAAUUAUGCGCGCAGAAUCGUAAUUGACAUCAGUUAACUCGCAGCAGCCAAUUAACAACAAACUUUGACAAAAUGAAAUUCCUCAUCUGUUUCGCACUCCUCUUCGUCGUCGCUCAAGCCAAUCCUGGUUUGGUGGCUCCUUUGACCUACUCCGCCGCUGCUGUGCCCGCCUAUGCCACCUACGCCGCCUCUCCCUACGCCGCAGCUCCUUAUGCCGCCGCUCCUUAUGCCGCCUACUCUACCUAUGCCGCUCCUGCCGUUGCCACCUACUCUCACUCCGCUUACUCCGCCCCAGCAGUGGCCACAUACUCCCAUGUUGCUGCUCCUGCUGUCUACAGCGCUCCUGUUGCACGUGUCGCUGCGGUAGCUCCAGUCACCUACUCCGCUCCCUUGGUGUCCACUUUGUUGAAAAAGAAGUAAAAAUGCUGAUUAUUUAAUAAACGUGAAUAGAAUGGAAUGAAAUGUUGAACGACCGAAUAAAAAUUUAAAUGCAAUAUAA
Bactrocera oleae (olive fruit fly) is the source of this 556-nucleotide messenger RNA. Its product is annotated as cuticle protein 16.5. Lineage: Eukaryota; Metazoa; Arthropoda; Insecta; Diptera; Tephritidae. The record is from RefSeq and is a predicted model, not a curated record.